AUGCCUUCAUCCUCCAUGUCGCAGCCGCCUGCACCUGCGCCUGCUUCUUCUUCUUCUGCCAGCUCCGGCGUCUCGCUGGCUGGCCGUCUUAGGGGCCGUCUGCUGGCACUCUCGCUGCCGGACGUCUUCGUCACGAGCCAGUCACGGGACGCUGCUAAAGACUCAUCACGUGACACGUCCGGGCCCCAGUCACGUGUGCCCCGUCGGGCCUCUGAGCCUCGCCGCUCCAAGUCCAAGGCUAGACGGGACCAACCUUCUAUGUCAGCCUUUGCCUCGGCCUCUUCAGUGUCUGUUGCUUCUGGCCUUGUCUCAUCCGCGUCCAAAGCCGCUGCACGUGACCCGCCCACGCCAGCCUCCACACCACGUGAGUCGCCCACGCCCACGCCCUCGCCCUCACGUGGCCGUGUCGUUUCGCUUCCGCCGUCCUCGCCGCCACGUGACGCCUCUCUUACUUCACUACCGUUUCCGCCCUUCUCUAGUCCGGGCCCAUUUACACCAUAUUACUCUGGCUCUGGCUCUGGCUCUGGCUCUGGCGCUGGCUCUGGCUCCGCCUCUGCCUCGGCUUCGGCCUCCGCCCCUACCCCCACGCUCCACCCCACACUCCCCCCCACGCCAUCCCCACAGCAGUGCACCCUCUGCGACGUCGAUGGGGCUGCAGUGCGGCUACAGUGUGCACACUUCUGCCACCUCGAGUGUCUCUUGGGCUCGUUCCCACGUGGACCGUCCGCCAUGGCGCUACCAUCCCCGCUGGCUAUUCCUCGCUCUUUUGCCCUACCUGCUUGCUUGCAAUGUCAGUUGGCCCACCCGGACAAAGUCCAGAGAGGCAGGGUUUUCCGGACAGUCCCCACUUGUUCGUCGUUGCUUCGUCAAAUAGAGGCACGUGCAGGUGUUAAGCUGGUGGAACAGUCUGAGUUGGACACGCAGAUGCAGAUGGAGGCAGAGGCACAGCAAUUGCAACCACAAGAACAUUCCCAUGGUGGCUCUGCCCCAGCUUCACCCACAGAAGACCCGGCCACACUUCUAGCAUUUGCACGUGAGGAACAAUUGCUCAACGUCUACAAUUCGCGGCCACGUGACGCCGCAGCCGCCGAGUGUUCUGCGCGCACGUCACGUGCACACUCCCAUACGCACUCACGUGCUUGCAACCUCGAGGAUUCGCUGGCUCCGCGGAGCAGACGCGGCUCUGCCGUCCGUAAUGAUCUCCUGUCACAGAGACUUGAAUCGGCACGUCACAAAAAGAAAACAUGGCGCUGGCGCCAUCUAAUUAUACAACAACGACUGGCUCGCUACUUCUCACUCCAUCUUCUACCUCAUCGUCCUCUUCGUGCACCUCUGUGGCUGCACAGCUAUUGUUAUUGCCAGAUUUGCCCAUUAUCCAUGAACAACAAGCCCAGACAAGAGUAG
Messenger RNA from Henningerozyma blattae CBS 6284, 1404 nucleotides. RefSeq lists its product as uncharacterized. The coding region runs from base 1 to 1404 and encodes 467 amino acids. NCBI's taxonomy places the organism in Eukaryota, Fungi, Ascomycota, Saccharomycetes, Saccharomycetales, Saccharomycetaceae. The record is from RefSeq and is a predicted model, not a curated record. The transcript has a single exon.